AUGAAAAGUACUUCUUCCAAGUUUGUUAUUCGACAACUCGAAGACUCCUAUAAGGAUAUCAAUCGUGCUUUGACUCUUAUCCACAACAUAAGGUUGCGUUUUCAAAAAGAUCUCGAUGAAAUUGUUCGCAAGAUCUGCGAUGAGCACCAAGCACAAGUCACUAGGUAUAAUGAUCUAGUCAAGGGUCCUAUCGACCAAACUGCUCAGCAAACGGAGAGGCAACGAAAGAGAACCGCGAAGAAAAAUAUACCUCAUGCUUCGACUGAAAAGUCGCCUGAUCGCCCAGAGACUGUGGCUCAGAAAGAAAAGUCUCCAGAGCCAGCUAUUCCAUCACAACCCCCAGUCAAAGUCUCAGAUGCUCCUCACUCGCCAAGGCCAACAGAAUCAGUGCCUGUGGCCUCCCCUGUUCAUGAUGAUGUUCCUUCCGAGCCACAUGUUUCAAAGGAAGGUGAAAUCCCUCAGUCCGAGCCCCAAGCUUCUCCGGCUCGUGUAGAACUAAGAGUUUCGAUGCCUCAAACUUAUCAGCAACCACAGGUUCCCGAGGAGCAACCUCCACCUGCUCAAGUACCUGAUUCAGGCUCAGUGCCUACCGAGAAAGAAUCUGCUCAGUUUCCAACUGCCUCUGCGGCUCCCACUAUUGUGCCACCAGCUCCGUCACCACUCAAGUUAUCCAUCGACACAACGAUUAGAAUGCAGGAUGUUGGUCCAUCCGAACAAAAAUCUAUUUCUGCUCAUUGUACCGGCUCCGUUGUGUAUGACGAUGAAGUUCUGUCAGUUGAAUAA
Messenger RNA from Aegilops tauschii subsp. strangulata, 783 nucleotides. NCBI's taxonomy places the organism in Eukaryota, Viridiplantae, Streptophyta, Magnoliopsida, Poales, Poaceae. The record is from RefSeq and is a predicted model, not a curated record.